GGAAGUCCACGUCAGUUCGCUGAGAGGUUCUAGAGUGUGAGCCCCAACCUGACGCUGGUUAUAGCACGGCUCCCUCACACACACGUUCGAUGGCGGACGAGUGCACGCGCAAGGCAGUAUCUCAGAUCCCGCUGCUGAAGACGCACGCGGGCCCGCGAGACCGCGCGCUGUGGCCGCAGCGUCUCAAGGAGGAGUACCAGGCUCUGAUCCGCUUCGUGGAGCAAAACAAGGCGGCAGACAACGACUGGUUCCGCCUCGAGUCCAACGCAGACGGCACGUGCUGGACCGGUACGUGCUGGUUCAUUCACGAGCUGCUACGCUAUGAAUUCCGCUUGGAGUUCGACAUUCCGGUGACGUAUCCGGACACGGCGCCGGAAGUGGCGGUGCCUGAACUGGACGGAAAGACGGCCAAGAUGUACCGCGGCGGAAAGAUCUGCUUGACCGAUCACUUUGCGCCGCUGUGGGCCCGCAACGCCCCGCGUUUCGGCCUGGCCCACCUGAUGGCUCUCGGACUCGGACCGUGGCUGGCAGUUGAGAUCCCUGACCUGAUCAGCAAGGGCCACGUGAUCCACAAGGAGCAACAGCGCAAGGUGGAUUGACGUCACCGAUGGCGCGUGAACCCUUUUCACAGUAGUAGACUCGGGUUCCAGAAAUUGAGUUUUUUGGAGACAUGAAUCAACUGCUGAUAUUUGAACCUUAGUACAAUAAAUGUCCAAAUACCCAAAGUGGAAGUGAUUUUGAUUAAAAUGGAAUAACAAUGUGGUCCAUCUUGGACUCUUUUCGCUUGUUGAUCAUUGGUAUCGUUCAUGAGGAUGCUACCGUACCGGAAAGCCACAAAGACAACCAUUUGUUGGAGAGCACCUGUUCAAUUCCACAUUUUAUUAAAAAAAGCCAAUGAGAUGAAAUCACUCAGACAACCAGAGUUUAAAAGUUCUGUCAUAGGAGCAUGUGGCAAUCAGUUUCCCGUCAGGUGACACGUCCACGCCCAUCACCUACAAAUCACAUGACAAACAGGCUGUGCUAUUCUAUUGUCCAUCAAUGGGACAAAACAAAGGAAAAACAAUCAUUUUACCUUUCCCUCAUGUCCUGCCAGUGUCUUCAGUGGCAUCCAACCAGGAUGACUCCAAACCUUCGCCAUGUUGUCAUAUGCGCAUGUCAACAGGAAGUGGCCAUCUGUGGCUGUAGGGGUGUACACACACACACACACACACACACAUCAAUGCUAACAGCAGAGGUGAUCAUAGAGCGCUAAAGUCACCGUAGAAACAAGGACCUAUUAUCAGCUCAAUAGCUUCAUUCCAUGACAAU
Molecule: messenger RNA, 1308 nt
Organism: Dunckerocampus dactyliophorus (ringed pipefish)
Lineage: Eukaryota; Metazoa; Chordata; Actinopteri; Syngnathiformes; Syngnathidae
Gene: ufc1
Product: ubiquitin-fold modifier conjugating enzyme 1
Exons: 1
Coding region: 90-599 (169 amino acids)
Biological process (GO): protein K69-linked ufmylation
Cellular component (GO): cytoplasm
Molecular function (GO): UFM1 conjugating enzyme activity
Source: RefSeq, a predicted model, not a curated record